AUGUACGAAAUAUCGCAACAUGUUCAUGUCCAACGCUUCAUCGCUGCUUGGAGAGAGACUGUGCGGCGCACUCCAGCCUUGCGCGCCUGCACCUUUACAUCAACGACCGGGGAGUCGUUUCAGCUGGUACUGAGAGAGAGCUUUGUGCUUUCGCGCAUAUACUGGUCUUCUUCUUCUAGCUUACAGGCAGCUGUUUUGAAGGAUGAGACGACGGCGGCCACUGCUGGGCCGCGUUGCAAUCGACUUGUCCUUCUUGAAGACCCAGAUACAAGGAAACAACUGCUGAUUUGGGUAUUUCAUCUUGCACUCGUGGACAGCACCGUUCAGGAACCCAUUCUCCGGCGGGUUCUGGCGGCGUACAAGAGUGAAGACGACCAGCUAGACAGCCUUCCGCUCACACCAGACUCUUCUGGAGGUUCCGACUCGGACUCUCCCAGCACGCUCAAGAUGCCUCGGGCUUUUGACCAGGAAAAAGCCACGCAAUUUUGGCAGCGCCAGUUGAGCGGUCUCGAUGCUUCCGUCUUUCCUCCUCUGUCUUCUCACCUGACUACGCCCAAGGCCGAUGCCAAGAUUGAGCACUACAUAUCAUGGCCGGCCUCUGCUGCCCAGCACAGGUGGUCAUCCACUACUGUGUGUCAAGCUGCUCUUGCGGUUCUCCUGUCUCGCUACAGUCACUCUUCCGAGGCGCUCUUUGGCGUCGUGACCGAGCAAGUGUGCAUGUUUGAGGGACAGCGACUUCUCAUUAACGGUCCGACCCGCUCAGUGGUGCCUUUUCGCGUACAUUGUGGCCCGGAACAGUCUGUCACGGACCUUUUGAAAAGCAUUGCUUCCGACAAUCACGACAUGCGCCAGUUUGCGCAUGUCGGCCUUUGCAACAUAAGCCGCAUCGGAGAUGAUCAGUCUGCCGCGUGCAGGUUUCAGACUGUGCUGAGCGUCACCAAUCAUCGCCGCUCCUCCGAAGACGCUGCCUCGGGCGACGAGAUUCUCCAGAUCUUGCAAGAGUCAGAGGGCUUUGCGCCUUGUGCAGACCGUGCUCUUUUGCUGCGUUGCGAGACGAGCCGUCAAGGAACGCUGUUGGUCGCAAGAUACGACCAAGGCGUGAUUGAGCCCCCUCAGAUGGCUCGCUUUCUGAGGCAGCUGGGAUGGUUGAUGGAGCAGUUGCAGAGUGCGGCGGACGAUGCUCUUUCCGUGAAACAACUAGACAUUGUGACGCACGAGGACCGCGCAGAGGUUGACAGUUGGAAUUCUGAUGCCUUGGAGGUACAGGAAAGUCUGCUUCACAGUGCGUUUGUGAAACGGGCCGCUGAGUUCCCUAGCGAUCCUGCAGUAUUCUCUUGGGAUGGAGCAUGGACUUAUUCCGAACUGGAUAAUGUCUCUUCGCGACUGGCUGCUCACAUACGAUCUCUCGACUUGGGUUACGAGCAGUUGAUAGUGCCCGUCUACUUUGAAAAAUCGAAAUGGGUUGUUGCCUCGAUAUUGGCGGUGCUCAAGGCCGGUCACGCCUUUACACUCAUCGACCCCAAAGAUCCGCCAGCCCGGACAACUCGGAUAGUCCAGCAGACAUCCGCCAAGGUUGCCCUCACGUCCAAGCUCCAUCAAGACACCGUGCAGGCCAUCAUUGGUCGCUGCAUUGUGGUCGACGAUGAUUUCGUUCAGUCGCUAGGCUCAGCGAGUCAAUGUCAAGAAAAGUCCGAGUUGACAGUAAAGCCGCACAAUCUAGCCUACGCCAUCUUCACCUCGGGGAGUACAGGAGACCCCAAGGGCAUCAUGAUUGAGCAUCAAGCGUUUGCUUCUUGUGUUGCCAAAUUCGGCCCCGCGCUCAUCCCUCAUAAUGCGCGUGCUCUUCAAUUCGCGUCUCACGGGUUCGGUGCCUGUCUGUUGGAAAUCUUGCCUACUCUACUACGCGGUGGCUGCGUCUGCAUUCCCUCCGACCUUGACCGCAUGCACAACAUCCCCGACUUUAUUAGGCGGUAUAACGUUAAUUGGAUGAUGGCUACACCGUCGUAUAUGACGACGUUUAAACCAGAAGAUGUCCCGGGACUCCAGACUCUCAUCCUGGUUGGAGAACAGAUGUCAGCAUCUGUCAACGCCACCUGGGCCUCUCGACUUGGACUCUUUGACGGCUAUGGCCAAAGCGAAAGCUGCUCCAUCUGUUUCAUUGGCAAGAUUAGUCCAGUUUCCGAGGCAAACAACAUUGGCCGAGCGGUAGGCGCACAUUCUUGGAUCGUGCACCCUGAUGAUCCUGAUCGUUUGGCUCCCGUCGGUGCCGUUGGCGAGCUUUUAAUAGAGAGUCCUGGGAUCGCGCGCGGCUACAUUGCCGCUCCAGCAACGGACAGAAAUCCCUUUCUCGAGACAACUCCCGCUUGGUAUGCUCCGAGGCAGCUGCCAGCUGGUGUCAAGUUCUAUAGAACAGGCGAUCUCGCGCGCUACGCAGCUGACGGUACAGUGGUGUGUCUUGGUCGUAUAGACUCACAGGUCAAGAUCCGAGGCCAGCGCGUGGAGAUGGGCGCAGUGGAAACGCGUCUGCGACAACAAGUACCAAGCGAUAUAACCGUUGUGGCCGAAGCCGUCAAGCGCUCAGGUUCAUCUGGCAGCACGGUCAUAACGGCCUUUUUGAUAGACUCGUCGGACAAGAACAAUUCCAGUGCUGCAUCCGCUAAAGAUGCACGAAUUUUGGAUCAAACGGCAACCCAAGAGAUGAAUGCAAAGUUGUGUCAGGUUCUUCCUCCGCAUUCCGUUCCGUCUUGCUACAUCUGCAUGCACGCUCUUCCACGCACUGCCACCGGAAAGGUCGACCGAAAGACGUUGCGCUCUAUCGGCAGCAAGCUCCUAGAGCAACAAGCUUACAAGAAAUCUCCCGAGACAAUGCAAAAGUCAAAGUCAGCAGAGACACUGGAAACUGGUCCAGAAGCCAGACUCAAAGAGGUUUGGUUGCAGAGUUUCAAUCUUGAACCUGCUUCUCCAAAGUGUGGUGCAAGCUUCUUUGAGCUGGGCGGAGAUUCAAUCACCGCCAUUAAAAUGGUUAACAUGGCAAGAGCUGCUGGAUUAGAGCUGAAAGUCUCUGACAUUUUCCAAAAUCCCACCCUUGCUCGUCUUCAGGCCGUGAUGAGCGGCGAUUCUACGCCCUCGACCAUCACGACGCCCUUUGCCACCAUUCCGGCGUCGACUUGGGACGGACCCGUUGAGCAGUCUUACUCUCAAGGUCGAUUGUGGUUCCUCGACCAGCUGGAUAUUGGAGCUGUAUGGUACCUGAUACCUUAUGCCGUUCGCAUGCGGGGAGCUCUCAACAUUGACGCUCUACGUGCUGCUCUGCUGGCGUUGGAGCAGCGACACGAGACCCUGCGGACGACCUUUGAGAACCAAAACGGUGUAGGAGUGCAGAUUGUUCACCAAAGACUUGCCAAGGAGCUGAAAAUUAUCGAUGCGUCGUCCCACGGCGAUGACGGCUACCUCCAGCCACUUGAGCAGGAGCAGACCACUCCAUUCGAUCUGACUUGUGAGGCGGGCUGGAGGGCAUCACUCAUCUGCGUCGGCGAGGACCAUCAUGUCUUGUCUAUUGUCAUGCAUCACAUUGUCUCCGAUGGCUGGUCCAUUGACGUGCUGCGGCAAGAACUAGGCCAGCUCUACGCAGCGGUUUUGCAUGGCGACGAGGAUCCUCUGUCGGCCGUGAGCCCGCUCCCCAUACAGUAUCGAGACUUUUCCAUGUGGCAGAGACGUCAACAGGUCGCCGAGCAUGACAGACAGCUUCAAUACUGGCGGAAACAGCUCGCAGACUGCUCGCCGGCCAAGCUGCCCACCGAUUUCCCCCGACCACCCUUGCUGUCCGGCGACGCUGGCAGCGUACCGGUGGAGAUUUCGGGCGAGCUGUUCCAAAAGCUGCACAGGUUCUGCAACGUGACCAGCACGACCCCGUUUGCCGUGCUUCUGGCCGCGUUUCGUGCUGCGCAUUACCGACUCACCGGGGUCGACGACGCCGUCGUGGGCACGCCCAUUGCCAACCGGAACCGGCCCGAGCUGGAGCGCCUGAUUGGUUUCUUUGUCAACACGCAAUGUAUGCGCAUCACCGUGGACGAUGAUGAUACAUUUGAGGGCUUGGUACGCCAAGUCCGUAGGACAACGACUGAGGCUUUUGAAAACGAAGAUGUCCCCUUUGAACGCGUCGUGUCCGCCAUGCUACCGGCAGGAGGAGGAUCCAGAGAUUUAUCCCAGACGCCCCUGGCACAGCUCAUCUUUGCCGUGCACUCGCAAGAAAAUCUAGGCAAGUUUGAGCUAGAAGGUCUCGAGUCGGAACCUGUGGCGAACAAGGCAUAUACGCGCUUUGACGCUGAAUUUCACCUGUUCCAAACUCGUGACGGAUUAAACGGCUACUUGAACUUUGCCGCGGAAUUGUUCAAGCUAGAGACGAUGCAAAAUGUCGUCAGCGUCUUCUUACAGAUUCUACGCCAUGGACUGGAGCAGCCUAAAUCCUUGAUAUCCGUUUUGCCGCUUACUGACGGGUUAAAGGAGCUCGACAGCAUGGGCCUCUUGAAGAUUCAUCGGGGGCUUGAAUAUCAGCGAGACUCUAGCCUAGUCGACAUCUUCCGCAGCCAGGUUGCUACUUGUCCUGAUACAAUUGCCGUCAUUGACUCAUCAUCACGUCUGACGUAUGCUCAGCUGGACCAUCAGUCCAACCUACUCGAGGCCUGGAUUCGCCGCAAAGGCUUGCCGGCCGAAUCAUUGGUUUGCGUGCUUUCACCACGGUCCUGCGAGACAAUCAUCGCCUUUCUUGGUAUUCUCAAAGCAAACCUUGCAUACCUGCCGCUUGAUCCAAAAUCCCCCGUCUCUCGUAUGAGAGACGUCCUGUCCGAUUUACCACGUCACACAAUCAUCCUGCUUGGCUCCGACGUGGCCGCCCCCGACUUGGAGCUACCUUGUUUGCAGCUCGUACGCAUUUCUGACGCCUUGAAAUCUGGUGCAAGCGUAGUCAAUGGCAGUGAGACGACAGACCUGUCGCCUCCGUCGGCGAAAAGUCUUGCAUACGUUUUGUACACGUCAGGGUCGACUGGGCGACCAAAGGGCGUCAUGGUUGAGCACCGUGCUAUUGCACGCCUUGUGCAGCGAGGCGUGAUACCAAACUUUCCCCCGUUGCGAGGAGCAAUCAUGGCACAUCUAUUCAAUACCGUCUUUGACGGCGCGACAUAUGAAAUUUUUCUCAUGCUUUUAAACGGCGGCACGUUGGUCUGUAUUGACUAUCUGACCACAUUGAGCCCCAAAGCACUCGAAACCGUCUUCCUGAGAGAAGGAAUCAACUGUGCAAUCAUGACACCAGCGCUGCUUAAGCUGUAUCUAGCCAAUGCCCGCGAUGGCUUAAAGGGACUCGACAUGCUCAUGGUCGCUGGAGACCGGUUCGAUCCGCAGGACGCAGUCGAGGCACAGACUCUGGUCCGCGGUGACUGCUACAACGCCUACGGCCCGACCGAGAAUGGAGUAAUGAGUACCCUGUACAAGAUUGAUACAAGUGACCCCUUCAUCAACGGCGUCCCUCUAGGUCGCGCUAUAGACAACUCUGGAGCCUACAUUGCCGACCCAAAUCAGCAGCUUGUCGGCCCCGGCGUUUUGGGAGAGCUCAUCGUCACCGGAGACGGGCUCGCUCGGGGGUACACUGACCCAGCACUCGACAGAGACCGAUUCGUACAAGUCAUCAUUAAUGGCGAGUCUGUCAGAGCAUAUCGGACCGGAGACCGCAUGCGCUACCGUGCAGGCCAAGAUGGCCUUUUCGAAUUCUUUGGACGCAUGGACUUUCAAUUCAAGAUUCGAAGCAACCGCAUCGAGUCGGCCGAGGUGGAAGCUGCCAUUCUCAGUCAUCCUCUGGUUCGCGAUGCAGCCAUUGUUGUUGUUGGUGUCCAAGAGGAACAAGAGCCGGAAAUGGUUGGGUUCGUUGUUGCUGCUGACGAUGCCGUUGAGCAAGAGGCCACAGACAACCAAGUCGAGGGUUGGCAAGAACUGUUUGAGAGUAGCAUGUACAACGGCAUCGAUGCAAUAAGCCCGUCUGCUCUCGGCAAGGACUUUACAGGGUGGACGUCCAUGUACGAUGGAAGUGAAAUCGACAAGUCGGAGAUGCAGGAGUGGCUCGACGAUACGAUACGUACUCUACGCGACGGUCAGGUACCGGGGCAUGUCCUGGAGAUUGGAACCGGUACAGGCAUGAUCUUGUUUAACCUCGGCUCUGUUGAGAGCUACGUAGGUCUGGAACCCACCAAGUCCGCGGUCGAGUUUGUCAACAAGGCAAUCAAGGCCCUGCCAAAUCUCGCAGGAAGGGCCGAGGUUCACAUUGGCACCGCCACAGAUAUCGACCAGCUGAGCGGACUGCGGCCAGACCUUGUUAUACUAAACUCUGUGGUUCAGUACUUUCCCACAGUAGAAUAUCUGACACGGGUCGUGGACGCUCUGGUCCGGAUACGCGGCGUCAGGCGUCUCUUCUUUGGUGAUGUGCGAUCACAGGCGCUACACCGACAGUUUCUUGCUGCCUGUGCGAUGCAUGCACUAGGCAAGACGGCAACCAGGGACGACGUGCGGAGAUACAUGGCAGAGCGGGAGGAGCGGGAGGAGGAGCUGCUCGUCGAGCCAGCCUUUUUCACAGCACUGACGAGUCGACAUCCCAAUCUGAUCCAGCACGUCGAGAUUCUGCCCAAGAAUAUAAGGGCCACGAAUGAGCUGAGCGCAUACCGCUAUGCAGCCGUCGUCCAUCUACGUGAUCCGGAGUCUGCGGCGCGGCCAGUGUAUCCGAUUGCGGCAGACGACUGGGUCGACUUUCAGGCCUCCCAGAUGCGCAGCGACGUCCUUCGAGAAUAUCUGCGUCUCUCGGCCGGCGCCGAUACCGUAGCUGUCUGCAAUAUUCCGUACGAAAAGACCAUCUUCGAGCGACUGAUUGUCGAGUCACUUGAUGACACCGGCAGUGACGCGCCACAGAGUAGGCUGGAUGGCAGGUCACUGGAUGGCGCGCCCUGGAUAUCCGCCGUCCGCUCCGACGCCGAGAGCCGGGCAUCCCUCUCCGUGCCGGACCUUGCGCAGCUAGCCGCCGAGUCUGGCUUCCAGGUACAGGUGAGUGCCGCACGACAGUGGUCGCAGAGCGGCGCGCUGGACGCCGUCUUCCACCGCCGCCACGCGUCGUCCUCUCAGCCGACUAUGCGCACACUCUUCCAAUUCCCCGACGACAAUGAACUGCGAGCUUCGGCGACCCUGACGAACCGACCGCUGCAGCGGCUGCAGAGACGUCGCGUCGCGGCGCAGAUUCGGGAACGGCUGCAGACCCUGGUGCCGUCGUACAUGAUUCCUGCCAAGAUUGUGGUGCUGGACCAGAUGCCUCUCAACGCCAAUGGCAAGGUCGACCGCAAGGAGCUGGCUCGUAGAGCCCGGACGACGACGACGACGAUGACGAAGAAGAAGCAGCCGCAGCGAUUGGCGUCGGCGCCAGCUUGUCCAAUCAGCGACAUUGAGGUUGCGCUGUGCGAGGAGGCCACGGCAACGUUUGGAAUGCAAGUCGACAUCAGCGAUCACUUUUUCAAACUCGGCGGUCAUUCUCUGCUCGCUACAAAACUCAUAUCCCGCGUCGGCGACAGACUGAAAGCGCGCCUGACGGUCAAAGAUGUCUUUGAUCACCCAAUCUUUUCCGAGCUUGCGGUUGUCAUACGCGAGGGGCUGCAAAACGUCGUGCCCGUGGCUUUGAAUGGUGGUGGACAGGCAAAGCAAGGGUCGGCGGGAGUAACGCCGCGUAACGAGAUGGAAACGAUGCUGUGUGAGGAGUUUGCCAAUGUCCUUGGCAUGGAUGUCGGAGUCACGGACAACUUUUUUGACCUCGGCGGGCAUUCGCUCAUGGCGACAAAGCUGGCAGCGCGGAUUGGGCGUCGAUUGAAUACUACCAUAUCAGUGAAGGAGGUCUUUGAACACCCAAUUGUGUUUCAGCUCGCCAAUUCCCUAGAGCUGGGUCAGUUGGAAAGCGACAGAGUAAAGCAGACAACGUUGGCCGAUUACACUGCGUUUCAACUCUUGUCUGUUGAAGAUUUGCAAGGCUUUCUUCAAAACGAGAUAAGCCCUCAACUUGAAUGUGCACAUGGCGGUGUUCAAGAUGUAUAUCCAGCCACGCAUAUGCAAAAGGCCUUUUUGUGCGACGCAUCAACCGGACAUCCCAAGCCUCUUGUGCCGUUCUACAUUGACUUUCCCCCUGACUCAGACUGUGCUACUCUGGUCGAGGCGUGCUCAUCUCUGGUGAAGCGUUUCGACAUGUUCAGGACAGUGGUCGUGGAAGCUGCAGGCAAACUGUAUCAGGUCGUUUUGCAGCACUUUGAUUUACAGAUUAAUGUCGUCGAGACGGAGGAAAACGUCCACGCGGCGACGAACGAUUUCGUGGACAGAAUUUUGGAGGUGCCCGUCCAUCUCGGGCAACCACUGAUACAAUUCACCAUUCUCAAGCAGGCGUCUUCAGUACGAGUCUUGCUUUGUCUUUCUCACGCCCUCUAUGAUGGCUUGAGUUUGGAGCACGUCGUGCGCGAUCUGCACAUGCUUUACAAAGGCCGGUCCCUGCUGCCAGCGAAUCAGUUCUCACGGUACAUGCAAUACAUGGACCACACGCGCAAAGCCGGCUGUGACUUUUGGCGCGAUGUCAUACAAGAUACGCCAAUCACUGUGCUUGGCCAUGUCGAUGCUGGUGGCCGUGAGCUAGAAGUGGAAGCAGCGCGGACAUUGCACGCGACAAAGAUUAUUAGCAUUCCUCUGCAGGCUGUCCGCAGCAGCAUCAUUACGCAGGCGACAGUCUUCAACGCUGCCUGUGCUCUCGUGCUGUCUCGAGAAACCGGCGCCAAGGACGUCGUGUUUGGCCGGAUCGUGUCGGGGCGGCAAGGCCUGCCGGUGAGCUGGCAAAACAUUGUCGGGCCGUGCACCAAUGCCGUACCGGUGCGCGCCCGGAUCAUUGACGACGACGACGACGACGACAACCACCGGCAGAUGCUCCGCGACAUGCAAGACCAGUACCUCCUGAGCCUGCCGUUUGAGACGCUCGAUUUUGACGAGGUCCGACGCAGCUGCACAAACUGGCCGGCGACGGCCAACAACUACGCGUGCUGCGUGACGUACCACGACUUUUCAUACCACCCAGAGAGCGAGAUGGAGCAGCAGCGGGUCGAGAUGGGCGUGCUGGCCAGAAAGGAUGCGCUGCUCAAGGAGGAGCCCGUGUACGACCUGGGCAUCGCAGGAGAGGUUGAGCCGGAUGGCGUGCACUUGCAAGUUACCGUGGUCGCAAAGACGAGGCUGUUUAGUGAAGAGAGGGCCGCAUACCUGAUGGAAGAGGUGUGUAGACUGUUUGAGAGUCUAAACUCGGCUUUGUGA
Beauveria bassiana ARSEF 2860 is the source of this 9360-nucleotide messenger RNA. RefSeq names its product beauvericin biosynthetic protein. The record is from RefSeq and is a predicted model, not a curated record. Lineage: Eukaryota; Fungi; Ascomycota; Sordariomycetes; Hypocreales; Cordycipitaceae. The coding region runs from base 1 to 9360 and encodes 3119 amino acids. Gene Ontology annotation, cellular component: cytoplasm. Gene Ontology annotation, molecular function: catalytic activity; phosphopantetheine binding. Gene Ontology annotation, biological process: secondary metabolite biosynthetic process; amino acid activation for nonribosomal peptide biosynthetic process. The transcript has a single exon.